Thermothelomyces thermophilus ATCC 42464 is the source of this 1666-nucleotide messenger RNA. RefSeq lists its product as uncharacterized. The coding region runs from base 198 to 1481 and encodes 427 amino acids. The transcript has a single exon. Gene Ontology annotation, molecular function: rRNA small subunit aminocarboxypropyltransferase activity. Gene Ontology annotation, biological process: maturation of SSU-rRNA. NCBI's taxonomy places the organism in Eukaryota, Fungi, Ascomycota, Sordariomycetes, Sordariales, Chaetomiaceae. The record is from RefSeq and is a predicted model, not a curated record.
GUAAUCUGCGCUCGAGUCCAUAUGAAAGGGUCACUUUUUACAACAAAUUAACGGACCGUGAACCAGGAACUACUUUAAUCGACCUUUCAAAAAAGGAAAAAAAAAAUUCCCAAGGCUCGACUGGUCGGGUGUAUCUCCCAUCCCAAAUCAUCCAAACAUUACUUACAACACCCAAUCCACCAGCACCGCCGCCUGUCAUGGUUCGCCACAAGAAGGAUAACUUCUCAUCGCGCGGCAAACACCACGGCCGCGGCGGCGGCGGUGGCUGCCCUCGAAGCGCCCGCCAGAUCAUCGAAUCCGAAAAGCAGGGCGACGGCAGCGCCUCGGCCAACAACAAUGGCUCCUCCUCCUCCUCUUCCACCACCUCCUCCCGACCCGUCUUCAAGGCCGCCUGCUGGGACCUGGGCCACUGCGACCCCAAGCGGUGCUCGGGCAAGCGGCUCAUGAAGCUGGGCCUGAUGCGCGAGCUGCACCUGGGCCAGCGGCACUCGGGCGUCGUCAUCACGCCCAACGGCAAGCGCACGCUCUCGCCCGCCGACCGGCCCCUGCUGGACCAGUACGGCGCCGCCGUGGUCGAGUGCUCGUGGGCGCGCACGAAGGAGGUCCAGUGGGGCAAGGUGGGCGGCCGGUGCGAGCGCCUGCUGCCGUACCUGGUCGCCGCCAACACGGUCAACUACGGCAAGCCCUGGCGGCUGAACUGCGUCGAGGCCCUGGCCGCCGCCUUUGCCAUCUGUGGCCACCCGGACUGGGCCGAGCAGGUCCUGGCGCCCUUCUCGUACGGCUCCGCGUUCCUGGAGAUCAACUCGAGCCUGCUGAAGAAGUACGCCGCCUGCGAGGACGAGGCCGGGGUGAAACAGGUGGAGCAGGAAUGGAUGGACCGGUUGGAUCGGGAAUACAUCGAGAGCCGGGAAGAGGGAGGUCCAGAUGACCUUUGGGCUGGCGGGAACGUCAACAGGAGGAUGCCGGUCGACUCGGAUGACGAGGACGAAGAUGAAGAGGGCUCUGGGGAUGAAGAUGAAGACGACGAAGGCGGAGACGGUGGGAAAGGCGAUGGUGCUGAUGACGAGAGCGUAGAUGGAAUCUAUCUCGGCACCAAACCACCACCCAAGACGCAAAGUGCGCAGACUGGAGAAAAGGACCGCUUCGCCCUCCCCUCCGAGAGCGAAGAAGAGGACGACGAUGCCGAGAUGGAAGCCAUCCGGCGCAAGAUCCUCGCUUCCAAGCCGUUCGCCAACCCCGAACCGGACGAGAAGAAGUCUCUCCAGACGGUGCCGCGGCCACCGCAACAAUACAAGCCGGACUCAGACGCCGAGCCGGACUCGGACAACGGGUCGGAUAAUGACGAGUUUGACAACAUCAUCAAUGCCACGCCCGUGACAGACCGAAUAGGCCUCGUCAAGCUGGAAAAGGAGAGGGCGCGCAUCACGACGACAACCAGGAACUUUUCGUCUGGCGGGGUAUCUGCGCCGUCAAGAUGGUGAGCCAGCGUAGAUUGGCUGACAUCUGUGAAGGACAGCUCCUCUCCAGGUGUUGGUGGGGAGAAGUCGAUAAAGUACAUAUUACACAGGAUAUUGUACAGGAGCAGUUUGUUUUUUUUUCCCUCCCCGGUCCAGCCGUCUACGCCGUCUAAAUCAUUCCCCAGGCAUGAAUGUAAUGGUGCCCUAGA